Molecule: messenger RNA, 4237 nt
Organism: Zingiber officinale
Lineage: Eukaryota; Viridiplantae; Streptophyta; Magnoliopsida; Zingiberales; Zingiberaceae
Product: PH, RCC1 and FYVE domains-containing protein 1-like
Exons: 9
Coding region: 941-3844 (967 amino acids)
Molecular function (GO): metal ion binding
Source: RefSeq, a predicted model, not a curated record
AAUUCGUUCGUCACCCGAAUGUACGCUCCCCAGCUCUGACUUACCUUUUUUUUUCCCACCUCGGGAGCGAGCUCGAGUCUGCCGUUCCGCCCCCGUGGGUCGCUGUCUUCUUCAUCGCGUCGCUCCGCUCCACCUCCACCUGUCGGCGGUUUCUCGGUCGCCUAGGGCCGCAUGUGAAACCGUCGCGCCGCCGUCCGGGAGCCGCCCUCGCAUGUUCGGCAAGGCAGCGGUGUGGACUCGGGGUGAAGUGUGCAACUUGGAAGCUCCCCACCUUGUGAGCGCUCGAGGAGUUCCUUGGUAGGGUUGGUUUGGGAGAACGAACUUGUGCUAGGGUUUCUCGCGGAGGAUUGGCUAAGAUUGAUGAGUGUCCGAGGGAAGAUCUGGCAUCCAUGACGAAGUGCGAUCCUUGCCGGUGGUGCAGUGUAGUUGUCUGCAGAUGGAAUGGCAAGCUCCGCGGAUGUUGAGAAGGCAAUUUCUGCAUUGAAGAGAGGCACUCAUUUGCUGAAGUAUGGUCAAAAAGGGAAACCAAGAUUCUAUCCAUUUAGACUGUCUGCUGACAAAUCAUCAUUAAUUUGGUUAUCAAAUGGUGAAGAAAAAAGUUUGAAGCUAACAUCUGUUUUGGAAAUAGUCCGUGGUCAAAGAACUCCUGUUUUUAGAAGGCAUAUAUGCUUAGAGAAGGACAACCUCUCCUUUUCACUCAUAUAUGACAAUGGGACAAGGUCUCUUGAUCUGAUAUGCAAAGACAGAUUUGAGACAGAGGUGUGGUUUGCAGGCCUCCAGGCACUGAUUUGUUCCUGUCAAGGUGAACGGCCAAAAAUUGAUGGAUGGAGUAAUGGAGGACUGUAUUUUGAAGUAAAUGAAACACCUCUCACAAAUCCGUUAAUUAGUAUUUAAAGUUGUUCUUUCCAAUGAGGUGUCUCGACUAACUUCAGCCUUCAGGAUGCAGGAUGCCAAGGAUCUGAAUCUCAUAUCAAAUAGCCCCAGUGUGAGUUCAAUUGGCUCUGUUUCGGAUAGUAGUUCUCCAGACAUGAAUUUUAGUGUUGGAACUUCAUCAGCAAUCUCUUCUGAAAGUUUUGUACGCUCAGAAAGAUCAGAUGUUGUGAAUAUGCUUGUAAAAGGUGUCUCUUCUGAUGUUAUUAGAGUGAGUGUUUCUAGUGCACCCAGUACGUCUAGUCAUGGUUCUGCGCAAGAUGACUGUGAUACUUUAGGUGAUGUUUAUGUAUGGGGUGAGAUUACAUGUGAAAUUUCUACAAGAACUGGCACUGAUAGAGGUAUCUAUUUAUCCAGUGGAAGAACUGAUUUACUUUUGCCCAAGCCCUUAGAAUCAAAUUUAGUUUUAGAUGUUCACCAUGUGGCGUGCGGUGUUCGACAUGCUGCUCUUGUCACAAAACAUGGAGAAGUAUUCACAUGGGGUGAAGAAUCUGGAGGGAGACUUGGCCAUGGAGUUGGAGAUAAUGUCACUCAUCCUCGUCUUAUUGAAUCUUUAGCACUAAGUAAUGCAGAUAUGGUUGCUUGUGGGGAGUUCCACACUUGCGCUGUAACUUCUUCAGGUGAAUUGUUUACUUGGGGUGAUGGCACUCACAAUGUUGGUCUUCUUGGACAUGGUACUGAUGUCAGUCACUGGAUACCAAAAAGAGUUUCUGGGCCACUGGAUGGUAUUCAAGUUGUAUAUGUUAGUUGUGGCACCUGGAACACGGCCUUGAUAACUUCAAUGGGGAAGUUAUUCACUUUCGGUGAUGGAACAUUUGGUGUUUUAGGUCAUGGAAACAGAGCAAGUGUUGCACACCCAAAGGAGGUAGAAUCCUUGAGAGGUUUGAAAACCAUUGCAGUUGCAUGCAGUGUAUGGCACACAGCUGCUAUAGUAGAGGUUAUAGUAGCUCAACCCAAUGACAGUGUGCCAUCUGGAAAAUUGUUCACCUGGGGUGAUGGGGACAAAUAUCGCCUCGGGCAUGGUGAUAAGGAACCACGACUUGAACCUACUUGUGUUGCUUCGCUGAUUGACCAUACUUUUCACAAGCUAGCAUGCGGUCAUAGUCUCACUGUUGGCUUGACAACUUCUGGACAAGUUUUUGCAAUGGGAAGUAGUGUUUAUGGUCAGCUUGGAAAUCCACAAUCUGAUGGAAAGCUUCCAUGCUUAGUUGAAGAUAAUCUCAUUGGUGAAUCUGUGGUCGAAGUUGCUUGCGGUUCAUAUCAUGUUGCAAUUCUAACAAUUAGAGGUGAGGUUUAUACAUGGGGAAAAGGUGCUAAUGGGAGAUUGGGUCAUGGAGACCUUGAAGAUAGGAAAGUACCUAACCUUGUCGAAGCUUUAAAAGACAGAGUUGUGAAAUAUAUUGCUUGUGGUGCUAACAUCACUGCUGCCAUAUGCCAGCAUAAGUGGGUAUUGGGUUCUGAGCAGUCGCUAUGCUCAUCAUGUAGACAAACAUUUGGCUUCACCCGUAAGCGACAUAAUUGCUACCAUUGUGGUCUUGUUCAUUGCCACUCAUGUAGUUCAAGGAAGGCCUUAAGAGCUGCCUUGUCUCCUGAUCCUGCAAAACCUUUUCGAGUUUGUGAUUCCUGCUAUGGGAAAUUGAACAAUGUAUUGGAAUUUGGAGUAAACAACAAAAGAAAUGGCUUGCCUCGCUUGUCAGGUGAAAGCAAAGACAGGUUUGAAAAAGUAGAGACAAAAUCAACUAAGUCUAUGUUACCAAGUAACUUGGAUCUUAUAAAGAAUCUGGAUAUUAAAGCUGCCAGAUUCGGGAAGAAACAUGAUUCUUUCUCCUUUAUUGGAGCUCCUCAAGUUAGCUCACUCAUGCAGAUGAAAGAUUUUCCUUUUGCCGGUGGUGAUCUGCAACGAGCAGCUCCUAGAGCACUUUGCACAUCCAUGGUUCAAUCUGUAAAUCAUUCAAGAGCAGUUUCGCCCUUUUCGAGGAAAUUUAGUCCUCCACGUUCAGCAACACCAGUACCCACAACAUCUGGAGUUUCUUUCUUAAAAACUUCUGCAGACAAUUUAAGGAAAACAAAUGAACUCUUGACACAAGAAGUUCAGAAAUUGUGUGCCCAGGUUGAAAACCUUAGACAGCAAUGUGAACUUCAAGAACAUGAAUUGCAAAAAUUGGUCAAGAAAGCUCAAGAGGCCAUGACAAUGGCUGCUGAGGAAUCUGCAAAAUCAAAAGCAGCAAAAGAAGUUAUUAAAUCCCUAACAGCACAGCUUAAAGACAUGGCCGAGAUAUUUCCUCAAGGGUUCUACAAAAAUGAUGCAGCAAGACACUUAGAUUUGGCGAAUGGGGUGGGCUUAUAUCCUGGUCUUGCCGUUCCAAAUGGAGAUUAUCACCCAACAAGCGAUCCAAUCAAUUCCCCUGAUUGUAUUGGAGUUAUUGCCAACAGAAACUCAAAUCAGAAUUGUUCAUUAACAGAUAGCUGUGAAUCUAACCAGCUGGGUACAAAUUUACAAAACUUUAAUCCAGUGAGUUCUAAUGAAAUGGAGCAAGACUUCAGUGCACAACAACGCGACAGUAACGCAGAGAGAUCAUCAUCCAUCAGUAAACCUGGUGUGGAUAGCAAUGAAAGUGAAUAUCCUCAAAAUUUUGAUAAGGUUUGUAAGUCCCAAAGUCCCACUUCAUCAAGUAAUCAAGCUGAGGCUGAAUGGAUUGAGCAGUUUGAACCUGGUGUAUAUAUAACUCUCUUAUCCCUUCAUGAUGGAACUCGAGAUUUGAAGAGAGUCCGGUUCAGUCGAAGAAAAUUUGGGGAGCAUCAGGCAGAAGCCUGGUGGUCGGAAAACCGCGAAAAGGUCUAUGAGAGAUACAAUGUUCAUGGAUCGGACAGGGCAUCACCAGCAGUAUCAACUCAUUCUGCUCAUAGAUCAUAAAAGAUUUUUGCACACCUGCUAGUUGUAGAUGUUAGUUUGAUUAUCCAAAAUCAAAGGAGCAAAAGUUCCAGGUGCCCUUUUCAGCCUCACUCGAUCCUUCUGCCAUCGACAUUGAAACUUGUGGUCUAUGAUCUGCCAUUUUCAAGAUACAUGUUUUUGUCUAGAGUCGCAUCUUCCUUGGUUACUCUUUUAGGUCUGGCCAUUUCUAUUACCUACCGUAAUGUAGUGUGUGUGUGUGCUGUCUCAGAUACGAUGCCACUAGGAUGUAGCCUUUGUUUUUCAUACUAUUAGAGAUGAAAUUUCUUCUUAGAAUGUAGAAUGCUCUUUUCUUAAUGAUGCUGCAAUUUGACAAAAUCAUUUGUUAUUCUUAAAUGCAGAAACUUUGAUAUGGAA